AUGUCCUCAUACCUGGAGAAGCAGUCCUCUGCCUUCCGCGGCACGCUGGCCUCGGCGGCCGCGAAGCUCUCGAACCCUUCCAGCACGAGCGCCGGCAAGGCGACGUCGCUGGCGCCCCCGUCCCCCUCGCCAUCCGCCGCAUCGGACAGCACCACGCCCACGGCCAAGAGGAAGCGCGAUCUGGCGCCCGAGGUGCCGUUUUCUCAGCCCCAGCUGACGGGGUACGGUGCCGAAGUCAAGACGCAGAUGGCCUUUGCGGUGGAGUAUCUCAAGAAGAAGGGCGAGCCCAAGAGCAUCACCGAGAUCAUCGACCACCUCAGCCUGCGAGGCUACUCGGAGGAGCACAAGCGGGAGCUGACGGAAGGACUGAGGGGCCACCCGCGCGUGGACUGGAAGCCAGACGCCAGCCUGAGCGAGCAGACAUGGAAGACUGGCAUGUACUCGUACCGCCCCAUCAUCCUCAACGUCAAGGACGGCACAUCUCUCCUGGCGUACCUGCAGCGCAAGACGGACGCCUCGGGCGUUUCGGUCAAGGACCUCAAGGACGGCUGGCCUGACUGCGAGGAGACGCUGGCGUCCCUGGAGAAGCAGCACAAGGUCCUCGUCGUCCGCACCAAGAAGGACAACUUCCCCCGCUACGUCUGGGCCGACGACCCGUCGCUGCACAACUCGGUCCAGCCCGAGUUCCAAGUCAUGUGGCACCGCGUCCCCAUCCCCAGCGUCGACGACAUGCACCGCAAGCUGGUCAACGUUGGACAGAAGCCCACCAGCGAGGACCCGCUCAAGAUUCAGCAAGCGGCGGGAAACAAGCCCAAGGUGCAGAAGAAGAGGGCGAGCAAGAGGACGGGAAAGGCGACAAAUGUGCACAUGGCACAUUUAUUGCAGGAUUUCAGUCACAUACGGCGAUGA
Messenger RNA from Metarhizium brunneum ARSEF 3297, 909 nucleotides. It is a transcript of the gene tfa2, whose product is annotated as Transcription initiation factor IIE subunit beta. Gene Ontology annotation, molecular function: TFIIH-class transcription factor complex binding. Gene Ontology annotation, biological process: transcription initiation at RNA polymerase II promoter. NCBI's taxonomy places the organism in Eukaryota, Fungi, Ascomycota, Sordariomycetes, Hypocreales, Clavicipitaceae. The record is from RefSeq and is a predicted model, not a curated record. Gene Ontology annotation, cellular component: transcription factor TFIIE complex.